AUGCCGCCGCAUCUGCACCCGAGGUCCCGCAUGACCUCCUCGCUAUUCGCGACAACCGUCGUCGCCAGCUUCUUCGUCGUCGCGCUGCCGCACCUUUUGCCUUGCCCGGUACCUCGAACGAAAUACGCCGACGGCGAGGUCGUUGUCGACGAAAACGGCCGACGGAGGAUAUGGAGGAAGAGAGAUCCGGCCGAAGGGAGGGACGGCAUCGUUCAGUUCAACCAAUCGGCCGACGACGGCGACGACGCGGAAUCGACGAAGCGGGCGUGCCCGGUACCGAAGCCCUCCGGCCUGCUGGGAGAAUUGCUCGGCUUCCACAACGGCCCGGCGGGAAAACGAUGA
Messenger RNA from Drechmeria coniospora, 342 nucleotides. RefSeq lists its product as uncharacterized. The record is from RefSeq and is a predicted model, not a curated record. Gene Ontology annotation, biological process: mitochondrial respiratory chain complex IV assembly. The transcript has a single exon. Gene Ontology annotation, cellular component: mitochondrial matrix. NCBI's taxonomy places the organism in Eukaryota, Fungi, Ascomycota, Sordariomycetes, Hypocreales, Ophiocordycipitaceae. The coding region runs from base 1 to 342 and encodes 113 amino acids.